AUGAUGUUUAGAGGUACUACCUUGGCCAGAUUGGCCACAGAAACCGUAAGGGCUCAAGCUCGUAUGGUAACAUCCCCUGCCAUGUUACAAAGCAUCCGUGCAACUGCCGCACCUUUGACCAUGAUUGCCACCACCAGAAGUUUAGCAACUAAGGGAAAUAACUCAGAAACUCCAAAGAAAUCCCAAUCUAUUUUGGACGAAGACAUGUUGGCUAAGGCCGGGUUUGAAGAUCCAGAAGUGCAAGCUGGUAAGAGUUCUGAAAGUGGAGAAAAUGCAACCACUGAAGGAGAAGACUCUAGCACAACCACUGAAUCUCGUUCUUCAAGAAGAAAAAGAAGAGCUCAAACUUCCAAGGACUUACAAAGAGAAAAAAUGGCUAAUUGGUUCUAUAUCAGUACAUUUAUUGGUGGUAUUGCCGGAGUUGGAUACAUGGCCAGAGACUGGGACUCUGAAGAAGAAGCCAAACGUUUGGAAGGUGAAAGUAUUGCCAAUGGAUACUCUCCAGACCUUAUGUAUAACCGUUUCAACAAGAGAUUAACAUCGUUGUUCACUUUUUUCUCCGAACCUGUUUUUGAAAACUUGUUACCACCUCCAGCUCCUGAAGCUUACCGUCGUCCAAUGACUCUUGUAUUGACCUUGGAUGAUUUAUUGAUUCAUUCUGAAUGGGAUACCAAGAAUGGUUGGAGAACCGCCAAGAGACCUGGUUUGGAUUACUUUUUGGGAUACUUGUCACAAUACUAUGAAGUUGUUAUCUUUGGAUCCAACAACCAAAUGUAUUCUGAAAAGGCUGUUGCCAAGUUGGAUCCAUACCAUGCUUAUGUUUCGUAUGCUCUUUUCAGAGAAGCUUGUCGUUACAAAGAUGGUAAGUUGAUUAAAGAUUUGUCUCUUUUGAACCGUGAUUUGGGUAAGACCAUUUUAAUUGAUGUUACUGAAGAUUCUUGGAGUUUACAACCAGAAAACGCCAUCCCUAUGAAGCCUUGGGAUGGUAAGCCAGAUGAUCAAUUGGUUAGAUUGAUUCCAUUUUUGGAAUAUUUGGCUACUCAACCAGUUAAGGAUGUUAGACCAAUUUUAAAUUCAUUUGGUGAUAAGAAGGAUAUUAUUGGAGAAUUUGCUAAAAGAGAAGAAAAAUUAAGAGAACAAUGGAAGAAGGAAAACCAACAUUUAUUCCUUAAUUCCAACAGACCAAAUGCAGGAACCUUUCUUGCUUCUUUAAUGGGUGUUCCAACUUCCCAAGUGAACAAGGAACCAAAGAUGCCUUUGGAUAUCAUCAGAGAACAUGGUCAACUUCAAUAUGAACAUUUCCAAAAAUAUUUGAAUGAAAAUGCUCCAAAGUUUUUGGAAGAAGAACAAAAAUUGAAGGAAGAAUUUGGUAAGGUUACUUUGAACAAGUUGAUCACUGAAGGAGCUCCAAACCCUGAAGAUAUUGCUCGUAUUCAAGCUGAAAGAGCUGCUGCUCAGCAAAAUUAA
[Candida] anglica is the source of this 1467-nucleotide messenger RNA. The record is from the annotation of a GenBank genome assembly. Lineage: Eukaryota; Fungi; Ascomycota; Pichiomycetes; Serinales; Debaryomycetaceae.